AGCACCUCCCAGCCGGCCAGCGCCCAGUGCUCUCACUGCCCCAGGCCCGAGCCCUCGCCAUGUCUCGCCAGUCCAGCGUGUCGUUCCGGAGUGGGGGCAGCCGCUCCUUCAGCGCCGCCUCUGCCAUCACCCCGUCCGUCUCCCGCACCAGCUUCAGCUCGGUGUCCCGCUGCGGGGGUGGCGGCGGCGGCGGUGGUGGCCGGGUCAGCCUUGGGGGUGCUUACGGAGCUGGCGGCUAUGGCAGCCGGAGUCUCUACAACUUGGGGGGCUCCAAGAGGAUAUCCUUCAGCUCCAGCGGGGGCAGCUUCAGGAACCGACUGGGUGCCGGAGCUGGAGGCGGCUUUGGAGCGGGAGCCGGCAGCGGGUUCGGUUUUGGCGGUGGAGCUGGUGCUGGCUUUGGGUUCGGUGGUGGAGCUGGCUUUGGUGGUGGCUAUGGGGGCGCUGGCUUCCCAGUGUGCCCCCCUGGAGGCAUCCAAGAGGUCACCAUCAACCAGAACCUCCUCACUCCCCUGAACCUGCAAAUCGACCCCACCAUCCAGAGGGUGAGGACCGAGGAGCGUGAGCAGAUCAAGACCCUCAACAACAAGUUCGCCUCCUUCAUCGACAAGGUGCGCUUCCUGGAGCAGCAGAACAAGGUCCUGGACACCAAGUGGACCCUGCUGCAGGAGCAGGGCACCAAGACCAUCAGGCAGAACCUGGACCCUCUGUUUGAGCAGUACAUCAACAACCUCCGCAGGCAGCUGGAUGGGGUCCUUGGGGAGAGAGGCCGCCUGGAUUCGGAGCUGAGGAACAUGCAGGACCUUGUGGAGGACUUCAAGAACAAGUAUGAAGAUGAAAUCAAUAAGCGAACCACUGCAGAAAAUGAGUUUGUGAUGCUCAAGAAGGAUGUGGACGCUGCCUACAUGAACAAGGUGGAGUUAGAGGCCAAGGUCGAUGCACUUAUGGAUGAGAUCAACUUCAUGAAGAUGUUCUUUGAUGCGGAGCUGUCUCAGAUGCAGACACAUGUCUCAGACACGUCCGUAGUGCUGUCCAUGGACAACAACCGCAGCCUGGACCUGGACAGCAUCAUCGCUGAGGUCAAGGCGCAGUAUGAGGAUAUUGCCAACCGCAGCAGGACGGAAGCUGAGACCUGGUACCAGACCAAGUAUGAGGAGCUGCAGCAGACAGCUGGCCGGCAUGGGGACGACCUCCGCAACACCAAGCAUGAGAUCUCGGAGAUGAACCGCAUGAUCCAGAGACUGAGGUCCGAGAUCGACAACGUCAAGAAGCAGUGCGCUAACCUCCAGAAUGCCAUCGCCGACGCCGAGCAGCGUGGGGAGCUGGCCCUCAAGGACGCCAGGAACAAGCUGGCUGAGCUGGAGGAGGCCCUGCAGAAGGCCAAGCAGGACAUGGCCCGGCUGCUGAGGGAGUACCAGGAGCUCAUGAACACCAAGCUGUCCCUGGAUGUGGAGAUCGCCACCUACCGCAAGCUGCUGGAGGGCGAGGAGUGCAGACUGAGCGGAGAAGGAGUUGGACCAGUCAAUAUCUCUGUCGUCACGAACAGUGUCUCCUCGGGCUACGGCGGCGGCAGUGGCUUUGGAGGUGGCAGCGGCUUUGGCGGUGGCCUUGGUGGAGGCCUUGGUGGAGGCCUUGGCAGUGGUCUUGGCGGAGGUGGUGGCGGGAGCUACUACUCCAGCAGCAGUGGGGGCAUCGGUCUGGGUGGUGGGCUUGGUGUGGGGGGCUCUGGCUUCAGUGCAAGCAGUGGCCGAGGGAUGGGCAUGGGCUUUGGCAGUGGUGGGGGCAGCAGCUCCAGCGUCAAAUUUGUCUCCACCACCUCUUCUUCCCGGAGGAGCUUCAAGAGCUAAGAAGAGCCUGCUGCAAGCCCCUGCCCUCCAUAGCAGCCCCCUGGCCUCUGGGGACUGUCUCACCUAGGCACUAACCCAUGCCAAGCUUCCUCUUUUCUGGAGAGUAGUCUAGACCAGCCCCACUGCAGAACCACACAUCCUUUGGGUCCUGGGAGCACCUGAAUCCUAAUCUCUGACCUACAUUCUGCUGCAAAUCAGUCUUUAGGUCCCUACGGGGUGGUCUUUGAUGACAUAAGCAUCCAAAAUUUUCCAGAAUGUAAGCCAUCAGAACAGCAUGCCCACCCUAGCCCCCACCCCAAUUUUGUCCUGGUUUGGACGAUCUCCAGACUGUGUUCAAUAAAAAUGCUUUUAUAAUAUAAAA
Molecule: messenger RNA, 2205 nt
Organism: Jaculus jaculus (lesser Egyptian jerboa)
Lineage: Eukaryota; Metazoa; Chordata; Mammalia; Rodentia; Dipodidae
Gene: Krt5
Product: keratin 5
Exons: 9
Coding region: 60-1844 (594 amino acids)
Biological process (GO): keratinization; intermediate filament organization
Cellular component (GO): keratin filament
Molecular function (GO): structural constituent of skin epidermis
Source: RefSeq, a predicted model, not a curated record